AUGGGCCGAGACGAGAGCGAGAGACACGGACCCGCGCUGCUUAACGGAGAGAGGACCCCCAGGAUGACAGACACGAAAAUCCUAGUGACAGAGACCCAAACCAGAGACAUAGUGACAGAUGAGACACGCCGAGAGCCAAGAGAAACCUGGAGAGACGGAGGAGCCCAGCCAGGUGGUCGGGACCUGAAGCCGCACGGAAAACGGCCGAUCGGAGCCCGAGCUCCGAGGCGGGGCCCCGCGAAGUCAGACCCAGACGGGAACUCGAGCCGAGAGGGAUGGAAAACGACGGCGCCCGGGACAGAGGGCCCAAAGGCCGGGAGAGACAAAGCCCGAGGCAGCGACGGCGACGGGAGGCGCAGCCCGUGCCACCGAGCCCGAGACGUCGGGCGGAGAGACGAAGAGAGGGCGCAGAAGAGACAGCGGGCGCCGGGCGGGGAGCCGCAGGCCCGGCGCCAGGCGCAGAGACCUCGGGCGGAGACCCCGCGGGCUCCCGGAGGCCGAGCCCAAGGCGGUGGAACGACCUCGGGCAGAGAGUCGAAGUCCCACGGAGGGAAGCGCGCAGAGCCCGGACCGGGAAGCAAGAAGGGGCGCGACGGCGGCCGCGGCCCGCGCGGCGCCCACCUGGCUGCUCCUGCGAGCAGCAGCGCCCGCGUCCCGCCCGCGCCGAGUCCCGCACCUCCCGGCCGCGCCGCCGCCGCCGCCGGCGAUGAGCCGCACCCGGGCGCAGCGCCGCCCGCCCGCGAUGACAGCCGCUCGGGCCGGGGGCGGGGAGGCGGGGGCGCGGGGCCUCGGCGCUCCCCCCACAGGCGCCUCCCCGCCCCCGCCGCCUCCAGGGCUGCUCCACCGCGCACCUGGGACCCGGGCCCCUCCGCCGCUAGUGCGCGCCGAGCGAACCAGCCGCCCCGGGCCCAAAGCCGGCCCCUCUAUAUCGGCGCGUGCUGUAUCCGGGGGCGGAGGCCAGGCCGGCGUCCUCCCCACCCCAGGCUUGGCCCGCGCCCUCCCCCGCCACCUAGCCGGGCUCGCGCCUUUACCCUAACCCUCUGGGCGCACCCCCCACCCCAAGCCCCAACCCGCCCCCACCGCGGAGCCCCAGCGGCUCCGCAUCAGGCAGGUGCUGGGCGCCUGGGAGCCUAG
Rhinolophus ferrumequinum (greater horseshoe bat) is the source of this 1134-nucleotide messenger RNA. RefSeq names its product translation initiation factor IF-2-like. Lineage: Eukaryota; Metazoa; Chordata; Mammalia; Chiroptera; Rhinolophidae. The record is from RefSeq and is a predicted model, not a curated record. The transcript is spliced from 2 exons. The coding region runs from base 1 to 1134 and encodes 377 amino acids.